UUUAGUGUGGUAACACCAAUAAGUGAGUGUUCUUUCGUCGUGUGCCGGUUUCCUCAGAUUUUCGGCUCCCAUAUUUAUCAUUACCUUGAAUUUAAGUUAGAACACUAAUACAAGAUGAAUACCGAACCGAUGUUACAACUUAUACAAAUAUUGGAAAAGACAAUAUCUCCCGAUCGAAAUGAGUUGGAAGCAGCAGAAAAAUACCUUGACCAUGCAGCGGCCACAAACUUCACAGCAUUUAUCAAGAUGCUGUCAGAUGUGCUGGCACAGGGUGGCAACAGUCAGGUGGCGCGCAUGGCGGCCGGCCUGCAGCUCAAGAACCACCUCACAUCCAAAGAUGCCUCACUCAAGCAACAGUACCAGCAGAGGUGGCUUGCCCUACCAGACGAAACUAGGCAAUAUAUUAAGAAAAAUAUCCUAUUAGCAACUGGCACUGAAGACACCCGGCCCAGUUCUGCGGCGCAGUGUCUUGCAUAUGUGGCGGUGGCUGAACUCCCGGUGGGCCAGUGGAAUGACCUCAUUCCUAACUUGGUGGAAAAUGUUGUUAAUGCUCAGUCUACUGAACUAAAGAAGGAAGCCACUCUAGAAGCCAUUGGUUACAUUUGCCAAGACAUUGAUGCUGAAGUGCUAACGGAGCAGAGUAACCACAUCCUAACAGCCAUUAUCCAUGGCAUGAGGUCCACGGAGCCCAGCAACCACGUGCGACUGGCCGCCACUCAGGCUCUGCUCAACUCGCUUGAGUUCACUAAGGCUAACUUUGAUAAGGAAAAUGAGAGAAACUUCAUUAUGGAGGUUGUAUGUGAGGCUACACAGUCAACUGAUAUGAGGAUAAGUGUAGCAGCGCUGCAGUGUUUAGUCAAAAUUCUAUCAUUAUACUACCAAUACAUGGAGCCAUACAUGGGCCAAGCACUGUUCCCCAUCACCCUGGAGGCGAUGAAGUCUGAUGUCGACGAUAUAUCACUGCAGGGCAUCGAGUUCUGGUCCAACGUCAGUGACGAGGAAAUAGACCUCGCCAUUGAGGAGGCUGAGGCUGCCGAUGCGGGUCGUCCUCCAGUACGAACCUCGAGGUUUUACGCGAGAGGUGCUCUACAGUACUUAGCACCGGUGCUAAUGCAAAAGCUCACCAAACAAGAUGACACUGAUGAUGAAUUGGAUUGGAACCCUUCUAAGGCCGCAUCGGUUUGCCUAAUGCUCCUGUCCAACUGCUGCGAAGACGAGAUCGUUCCACACGUCCUGCCUUUCAUCAAUUUAAAUAUCAAACAUGAAAAUUGGCGGUUCAGGGAAGCCGCCCUAAUGGCCUUCGGUUCUAUAUUAGGCGGUCUUGAAAUUAAUACUCUUAAACCUCUCGUCGAGAAGGCCAUGCCGACCCUCAUCGAGGCCAUGUACGACUCCAGCGUCGCCGUGCGGGACACGGCGGCGUGGACCUUCGGAAGGAUUUGCGAAAUCGUUCCAGAGGCAGCUAUCAAUGAAACUUAUCUCAAACCCUUGCUCGAGAGUCUCGUCAACGGACUAAAGGCUGAACCUCGUGUCGCGGCAAACGUUUGCUGGGCAUUCACGGGAUUAGCGGAGGCGGCGUACGAAGCCGCGGACUGUGGCGACUCCAACCAGCCUAAAACUUACUGUAUGUCAAAGUACUUCGACUUCAUCAUUGAACGUCUCUUGGAGACCACUGACCGCCAAGACGCCGCACAACACAACUUGAGGUCUGCCGCCUACGAGGCGCUCAUGGAGAUGGUCAAGAACUCUCCCUCGGAUUGCUAUAUCACCGUACAAAAGACGACGAUGGUUAUUUUGGAGCGACUGCAACAAGUCUUACAGAUGGAGAAUCAUAUUUCUAGCCAAGCGGAUCGCUCGCAAUUCAACGACUUGCAGAGCCUUCUGUGCGCGACCCUUCAGUCUGUUUUGCGUAAAGUGACCCCUGAAGAUGCGCCGCAAAUAUCUGACGCCAUCAUGACGGCGCUUCUCACUAUGUUCGCGAGCAACGCCGGCAAGGCUGGGGGCGUUCAAGAGGACGCUCUUAUGGCCGUAUCUACCCUAGUCGAGGUGCUAGGUGAAGGUUUCCUAAAAUACAUGGACGCCUUCAAAAGAUAUCUUUAUGUUGGACUUAAGAAUCACCAGGAAUACCAAGUUUGCAUAGCUGCUGUUGGAUUAACUGGAGAUAUUUGCAGAGUACUGAAAAGUAAGGCACUCCCCUACUGCGACGAGAUUAUCCUGCUGCUGCUGGAGAACCUCGGCGACCCGACCAUCCACCGCUCCGUGAAGCCGCAGAUCCUGUCCGUGUUUGGAGACAUCGCUCUGAGCAUUGGACCUGAUUUCGCCAAAUACUUCGAUGUCGUCAUGCAAAUGUUGCUGCAGGCCAGCAACGCGCAAGUGGACCGUAAUGACUUCGCCAUGGUGGAGUACUUGGGCGAGCUGCGCGAGAGCGUGCUGGAAGCGUACACCGGCAUCAUUCAGGGCCUGAAAGGAGCAGGCGGGGAGGUGCGCGCGGACGUGGCGCUGGUGGAGCCGCACGUGAACGCGAUCGUGAGCUUCAUGAUGGCGGUGGCGGUGGAGCCGGAGCGCACGGACGCGCACAUGUCGGCGGUGGCGGGGCUGGCGGGCGACCUGUGCGCGGCGUUCGGCGCGCGCGUGCUGCCCGUGCUGGAGCAGCGCCCGCUGCUGGACCUGCUGGCGGCCGCGCGCCGCUCGCGCACGUCGCGCACCAAGACGCUCGCCAACUGGGCCACCAAGGAGAUCCGCAAGCUCAAGCAGCAGGCGCCGCCCGCCAGCUGUUUGUCGACGUCGUAUGCCUACGGUGAAGUCUCCGCGAGUCCAGUGCGCGUAUAGUCGAUUUGAAAAAACGCUAUAUAAAAGCGACGUAAUGCAGUUUCAAACCACCUGCUGCUGGUAAACAACUCAAAUGUAUGUCAGGUUAUGUAUAGCGUCUUUGGUGUCAUUAUUCAUAAGUCGUUAGGUGCAUUCGAUUCCGGGCUUUUUUCUUCCGGUAUAAUUUCACUAGACUGUAUAUUAUUUUGGGGAAUUAAGUCUUAUAAGCUGAUUGUGUGCGCUCAAUACCUAAUAGUAAAGCAGUGCACUUUAAUGGAGUUAAAAAGGCCAUUUUCUCAGUUUAGUGGUCGUCUUCUUGGGCCUUGAAACCCA
Messenger RNA from Cydia amplana, 3138 nucleotides. RefSeq names its product importin subunit beta-1 (gene Fs(2)Ket). Gene Ontology annotation, molecular function: nuclear import signal receptor activity; small GTPase binding. The transcript is spliced from 11 exons. Gene Ontology annotation, cellular component: cytoplasm; nucleus. The record is from RefSeq and is a predicted model, not a curated record. The coding region runs from base 115 to 2826 and encodes 903 amino acids. Gene Ontology annotation, biological process: protein import into nucleus. NCBI's taxonomy places the organism in Eukaryota, Metazoa, Arthropoda, Insecta, Lepidoptera, Tortricidae.